Coffea eugenioides is the source of this 1286-nucleotide messenger RNA. Its product is annotated as GDSL esterase/lipase At5g45960-like. Lineage: Eukaryota; Viridiplantae; Streptophyta; Magnoliopsida; Gentianales; Rubiaceae. Gene Ontology annotation, molecular function: hydrolase activity, acting on ester bonds. The record is from RefSeq and is a predicted model, not a curated record. The transcript has 5 exons. Bases 14 to 1117 code for a protein of 367 amino acids.
UAAGCGCUCGAAAAUGAAUUCUCCAUAUGGGUUUUUGCUGCCUCUUCUCAUUUGCUAUUCUCUGGUAUUCUUUUCAGCAAAUACCAUCGAAGCUGAAACAAAAUCAAGAAAGCUUCGGGAGCUGAUCUCCAAGAAUUCCAUUUCAUCUGUUUUUGUCUUUGGUGACUCCACAGUGGACCCUGGAAAUAAUGACUAUAUAGGAACUGCUUUUAAGAGCAACUUCCCACCUUAUGGGGAGGACUUCUUUGACCACAUUCCUACUGGGCGAUUCAGCGAUGGACGGCUUGUUACUGACUAUUUGGCUGAAUAUGUGGGGUUAAAAGAAACAAUUCCACCAUAUUUGGACCCAACACUUAGCGUGGAGGAGCUCAUAACCGGAGUCAGUUUUGCUUCUGCGGGGUCCGGAUUCGACCCUCUUACAGCUAAACUAAGUGGUGUAAUUCCAAUGCAGCAGCAACUAAAUUAUUUCAGAGAAUACAAAGCAAGAAUUGAAAAAGCCAUUGGAGAGAAGAAAGCAAAAGAGCUGAUUAACAAGGCCUCCUUUCUAAUAAGCUGUGGCACAAAUGACUACGUGGUCAAUUACUUCAAUAACCCGAUUAUGCAAAUUAACUACACGGUCUCAGCUUACCAGAAGUUCUUGUUAGACAAUGCCCACCAACUUCUCAAGGGAUUAAUAGAUGAGGGAGCGCGGAAUAUUGGUUUAGUGGGGUUGCCACCAAUGGGGUGCUUGCCCGUUGUAAUAACCCUUAAUUCGAUCAGUGCAUUUCAUCGAAAUUGUAUUGAAAAGUAUUCCUCUGCUGCAAGGAGUUACAACGAGGGGCUUCAAGAAAUGGUGGCUUCUGUCCGACGUUCCGAUAUCAAUGUAGUUUAUGGUGACAUUUACAAUCCAAUCAAUGACAUGAUCCAAAAUCCUAGCAAAUAUGGUUUCGAAGAUGUUAAUACUGGUUGUUGUGGGACUGGACUGAUUGAAGGAUCAUUCUUAUGCAAUCAAGAGUCCCCUGUUUGCCCUGAUCCGUCAAAGUUUAUCUUCUGGGAUGCAGUACAUCCAACUCAAGCAGCAUAUUACCAUUUGUUCAAGUCCCUACGUUCACUCGCUGAUUCCUUCAUGAAGGGAUAACGCCAAUCAAUUAUCUUGUUGUUGUCAAUGCAAUGGCGUGCGCAAGAAUUUGUAAGGAGGUCACAUUUACAACACCAAAAAGAAAAUUAAUUUAAAUAUUGUGUACAUCAGUUUGUUGUGUUUCAUGUAAAUGAAUGUCGUUCAUCGAAAAAAAAAAUGGGCAUAAUAG